GGGUGCAAACGGCGGGGAGAGCGGGGGGCACGGCCUGCGGGCGCCCCGGGGCAGGACGGUCCGGUGUCACCUCCGGAAGCUCCCGGUGAGGUGAGGAGGCUCCGCGCUCACGGAAAACGCGGAGUCACCGAAGGGGCGGGGCGGGUGUCCCUGCCCGGCGGGGCGGGGCAGGGCAGGGCGGAGCGGAGCGGAGCGGAGCAGCCCUUUGUGCCCGGGGCGGGGCCGGCCCGCAGCUCGGGACAGCGGCACCACCGGCUCUGGGCGCCGCCGCGCGGGGCUCGCCCCAUUAAUAGGGGCGGUGACGUCACGGGGCGGGGCGGCGGCGGGAGGGGGUGCCGCGCGCAUGCGCGUUGCGGGCGGCGGCGGCGCUGCAGCACGGAGCGGUGUCGGAGCGCGGGGCGCAGAGAGAGCCAUGGCUGGGGAUGGCGAGGGACGCGGCCACACACCCGCCGCGGCCGCGGCUGCGGGGCCCGGCCUGAGGGAGCGGCGGCCCUAGGACCGGCCCGGCGGCGCCAGCCAGCAGCGGGGAAAAAAAACAAAUAAAUACAUUGCCACGAAAUAAAAAUUAAAAGGGGGAAAGAAAAAAAAAGAAAAAAAAAAAAAAAACAACCAAUCAACCAACCAACCAAAACCGGGAAACCCAGCAGCCCGGCAACAGCAGCAGCAGCACCGCCACCAGCAGCCCGCAGCGCUCGCCCGCCGCCGCCGGCCCGCGGGAGAAACCGGCCGCCGCCAAGAGCUCCGGGACGCCCCGCCGCCCACCAGAUAGAUGUGCGGUCCCGCCGCCCGCACGGCCGACGAUGAACGCGCAGCUGGCGAUGGAGAACAUCGGCGAUCUGCACGGGGUGAGCCAUGAGCCGGUGCCCGCCGGCGCCGACCUGAUGAGCGGCAGCCCCCACCACCGGAGCGCGGUGGCCCACCGCGGCAGCCACCUGCCGGCCCACCCGCGCUCCAUGGGCAUGGCGUCCAUCCUCGACGGCGGCGACUACCACCACCACCACCGGCCGCCCGAGCACGCGCUGACCGGGCCCCUGCAUCCCACCAUGACCAUGGCCUGCGAGACACCCCCCGGCAUGAGCAUGAGCAGCACCUACACCACGUUAACCCCUCUGCAGCCUCUACCUCCCAUCUCGACGGUCUCGGAUAAGUUCCCUCACCACCACCACCACCAUCACCACCAUCACCAUCCCCACCAGCGGAUACCGGGCAACGUGAGCGGCAGCUUCACGCUCAUGCGGGACGAGAGGGGUCUGGCGUCUAUGAACAAUCUCUAUACCCCCUACCACAAGGAUGUUACCGGCAUGGGGCAGAGCCUCUCUCCGUUGUCUGGAUCGGGCCUGGGGAGCAUCCACAAUUCCCAACAAGGGCUGCCCCACUACGCUCACCCCAGUGCCACCAUGCCCGCCGAGAAAAUGCUCACCCCAAAUGGAUUUGAAGCCCACCACCCUGCCAUGUUAGCCAGGCAUGGCGACCAACACCUCACCCCCACCUCCGCUGGCAUGGUGCCUAUCAACGGGAUCCCACACCACCCCCAUGCCCACUUGAAUGCCCAGAGCCACGGGCAGAUCCUGGGCUCUGCCAGGGAGCAAAACCCGUCUGUAACUGGUUCGCAGGUCAACAGUGGAAGUAAUUCAGGGCAAAUGGAAGAAAUCAAUACCAAAGAAGUAGCUCAGAGGAUCACCACGGAGCUCAAGCGGUACAGCAUCCCCCAGGCUAUCUUCGCCCAGAGGGUGCUGUGCCGCUCUCAAGGGACGCUCUCAGACCUGCUGAGGAACCCCAAGCCCUGGAGCAAGCUCAAAUCCGGCCGGGAGACCUUCCGCAGAAUGUGGAAGUGGCUCCAGGAGCCGGAGUUUCAGCGGAUGUCUGCUCUGCGGCUUGCAGCGUGCAAGAGGAAAGAACAAGAACAUGGGAAGGAUAGAGGGAAUACACCCAAAAAGCCUCGGUUGGUCUUCACUGAUGUCCAGCGUCGAACUCUACAUGCAAUAUUCAAGGAAAAUAAGCGUCCAUCCAAAGAAUUACAAAUCACCAUUUCCCAGCAGCUUGGGUUGGAGCUGAGCACCGUCAGCAACUUUUUCAUGAAUGCACGGAGGAGGAGUCUGGAUAAGUGGCAAGACGAGGGCAGCUCCAAUUCAGGCAACUCAUCUUCUUCAUCAAGCACUUGUACCAAAGCAUGA
Cinclus cinclus is the source of this 2174-nucleotide messenger RNA. RefSeq names its product one cut homeobox 1 (gene ONECUT1). Gene Ontology annotation, molecular function: DNA-binding transcription factor activity, RNA polymerase II-specific; RNA polymerase II cis-regulatory region sequence-specific DNA binding. Gene Ontology annotation, cellular component: nucleus. The coding region runs from base 801 to 2174 and encodes 457 amino acids. The record is from RefSeq and is a predicted model, not a curated record. The transcript has 2 exons. Gene Ontology annotation, biological process: regulation of transcription by RNA polymerase II. Lineage: Eukaryota; Metazoa; Chordata; Aves; Passeriformes; Cinclidae.